CCGAGGCGAGCCUGUUAUCUCCUCGCCGCGCUUAACCUCUCGCGGCGUUUGAGGGAAGACUCCGCCCCUCCUGGGCACUUGCCCCCUCGCGCCCCCCCCUCCCUGGCCGCCGCCGCCGCCGCCUUUCUCGGGAGGGAGUGACAUGGAGCCGGCCGGGCCAGAGCGCCUUUUCCAGCACUUAAUUGAACCACUGAAUGACAGAACAGACAAGAAGUUCUACAAUGUUGCUAAACUGGGAGGCACCAAAUACGAUAUCCUGCCUUACUCCAUACGGGUACUGUUGGAAGCUGCUGUCCGCAACUGUGAUGGCUUCCUAGUGAAAAAAGAAGAUGCUAUGAACAUUUUGGACUGGAAAGAAAAACAGAACAAUGUUGAAGUGCCCUUCUGUCCUGCCAGAGUCCUUCUCCAAGACUUUACUGGAAUUCCUGCAAUAGUGGAUUUUGCUGCUAUGAGGGAAGCUGUGAAAAAUCUUGGAGGGGAUCCUACAAAAGUUCAUCCUGCCUGCCCAACAGAUCUCACUGUGGACCAUUCUUUGCAGAUUGACUUCAGUAAAUGUGCAAUACAGAACACUCCCAAUCCUGGAGGUGGUGAUCCCCAGAGGCCACCACCAAAACUUUCUCCACUUAAAGCUCCUCGGAAGCUACCGUGCAGGGGCCAGUCCAGCUGCAGAGGGCCAUGUGAUGGAGAGUCUGGUCGUAAUUCGGGGCCACUUUCUGUGCAGAUUGAGAACACGCCUCCGCUGUGUCCUUUUCAUCUUCAACCAGUGCCUGAGCCGGAAACAGUGUUAAAAAACCAGGAGAUGGAAUUUGGCAGAAAUAGAGAGAGACUUCAGUUUUUCAAGUGGGGUUCCAAAGUUUUCAGGAAUGUCUCAGUAAUUCCUCCUGGAACAGGACUGGCCCACCAAGUGAACCUGGAGUACUUGUCAAGAGUAGUAUUUGAUGUUAAAGACUUCCUCUAUCCAGAUAGCGUUGUUGGCACUGAUUCCCAUACAACAAUGGUGAACGGCUUGGGAAUCUUGGGAUGGGGUGUGGGUGGAAUUGAAACCGAAGCCGUCAUGCUUGGCUUGCCAGUCGCCCUCACCCUGCCUGAGGUGGUUGGGUGUCAACUGACAGGCUCCGCCAGCCCGCUUGCCACAUCAAUCGAUGUGGUCCUGAGCAUUACAAAGCAACUUAGGCAAGCAGGCGUGUCUGGAAAAUUUGUGGAGUUCUUUGGGCCUGGAGUUUCCCAGCUCUCAAUAGGUGACCGGACCACAAUAGCAAAUAUGUGUCCAGAAUAUGGUGCUAUCCUGAGCUUUUUCCCUAUCGAUAAUGUGACAUUGAAGCACUUAAAACACACUGGCUUUGAUGAGACCAGGCUUAAGUUGAUGGAAACAUAUCUUAAAACUGUGAAACUACUUCGAAGUUAUGAACUUUCCACAGAAGAACCUGAAUAUUCCCAGGUUAUAUGCAUAAAUCUGGGUUCAAUAAUGCCCUAUGUAAGUGGUCCCAAAAGGGCACAGGACAGAGUGGCUGUUACAAAUAUGAAGAGUGAUUUCCAGGCCUGCUUAAAUGAAAAGGCUGGCUUUAAAGGCUUUCAGAUUCCAGCUGAAAGGCAAAGGGAUGUGGUUCCUGUGGAGUAUGAAGGAAAUGAGUACAAGCUGGCUCAUGGAUCAGUCGUCAUUGCUGCAGUAAUCAGCUGUACAAACAACUGCAACCCCUCUGUAAUGCUAGGAGCAGGUCUGUUGGCCAAAAAAGCCAUUGAAGCUGGUCUGACUGUUAAACCCUACAUAAGAACCAGCUUAUCUCCUGGCAGCGGAAUGGUCACGCACUAUCUCACUUCCAGUGGUGUAUUGCCAUACCUCAAUAAACUUGGAUUUGAGGUUGUUGGCUAUGGAUGUUCCACAUGUGUUGGGAAUACCGCUCCUUUGCCAGAAACCAUUCAGAAUGCAAUUGUGCAGGGUGACUUGGUUGCUUGUGGAGUUUUGUCUGGAAAUAAAAACUUCGAAGGCCGUCUCUGCAGCUGCAUCUGUGCCAAUUACCUUGCUUCCCCGCCUCUAGUUGUGGCUUAUGCUAUAGCAGGAACUGUGAAUAUUGAUUUCCAGACUGAGCCAUUAGGGGUCAGUCCUGAUGGCAAAAGAAUCUUCUUGCAUGAUAUUUGGCCCACUCGAGAAGAACUUCAGCAAGUGGAAGAAGAGUUCGUAAUAUCAUCCAUGUUUAAAGAGCUGAAGGGGAAAAUGGAGAAAGGAAAUAAGCGGUGGAAUUCUCUAGAAGCGCCUGAAUCAGUCUUAUUUACGUGGGAUUGGAAGUCUACUUACAUCCGAUGUCCUUCCUUUUUUGAUAAGCUUACCAAAGACCCUCUUCCACCCCAGUGUAUUGAAAAUGCGCACGUCUUGUUGUAUUUGGGGGAUUCGGUCACGACAGAUCACAUCUCACCUGCAGGAAGCAUUGCGAGGGGCAGCGCUGCUGCCAGAUACUUAACCAACAAGGGCCUCACGCCCCGUGAAUUCAAUUCUUAUGGUGCUCGGCGGGGAAACGAUGCAGUGAUGACAAGAGGCACCUUUGCAAACAUAAAACUUUUCAAUAAAUUCAUUGGGAAACCUGCUCCUAAAACAAUUCACUUUCCAACUGGACAGACGCUAGAUGUAUUUGAUGCGGCUGAGUUGUAUCGCAAAGAGAAUAUCCCUCUGAUAAUCUUAGCAGGCAAGAAGUAUGGACUGGGGAGCUCGAGAGACUGGGCUGCAAAAGGACCUUUUUUACUGGGUGUGAAAGCAGUUAUUGCUGAAAGCUAUGAGAAGAUCCAUAAAAGUCAUUUGAUUGGAAUGGGCAUUGCUCCGCUCCAGUUCCUCCCCGAGGAAAACGCAACGUUUUGGGGCCUGACAGGCAAAGAACAGUUUUCAAUCUCAUUUCCUCAUGAGUUGUCCCCUGGAAUCUCCCUAGAUGUAAAGACAAACACAGGGAAAGUAUUUCAUGUGGUUGCCGCAUUUGACAGUGACAUGGACAUAACGUUAUACAAACAUGGUGGCAUUCUGAACUACAUGGUCCGAAGGCUGUUGUAGAGGCCUGCUCACACCUUGGGGGACUAUGCAUCAAUGGGCCAACCCCGCAAUGGCUUGCACAGGCCUCACUCCAUCGAUGGAACUGCGUACAGUCCUGCUGCACUCUGAAAUUUCGUCCAUGGAUGUAAAAGAUUGUGAAUUGUUGUAGUGACUGCAGCAAGAUCCGUCUGGAUUUUAAAAAUAAUACUCGAAUGGUGCUAUUGACAUUGCUUAAAAAAUUGACGUGUGUGUUGUGAAAGAGAGCUGUAAGUAUGGGGAUGGGCGGGAGGGGGUUGUCUUAG
Molecule: messenger RNA, 3315 nt
Organism: Podarcis raffonei (Aeolian wall lizard)
Lineage: Eukaryota; Metazoa; Chordata; Lepidosauria; Squamata; Lacertidae
Gene: IREB2
Product: iron responsive element binding protein 2
Exons: 22
Coding region: 143-3034 (963 amino acids)
Biological process (GO): citrate metabolic process; tricarboxylic acid cycle
Cellular component (GO): mitochondrion; cytosol
Molecular function (GO): 4 iron, 4 sulfur cluster binding; aconitate hydratase activity; iron-responsive element binding
Source: RefSeq, a predicted model, not a curated record